UUACAGUGAACUUUACUUGAGUUUUUACUUGAACGAUUCAAAUUCUGAGUUUCAAAACGAGUGAUAUUGCGGGUAACAGCAGUGCUACACUUGGACCAUUGCACCAUUAUGUAAGCGCCCAAUCUAUCCAAUCCUAAGCCCCCUUCUUGUUCUGUCGUAGACCACUCCUAGGAAUGGAGUUAUCGAACCUCGCCGUCCCGUCCGUCUACGUAUUGAUAUUCUUCCUGGCGUAUACCUCGCAAUGGCUUCUCAAAGACCUGGAACCGGCUCCCCCCACGGAAGGCGAAUACAUUCGCUUCAAUAUUCUACUCAUCUGCCUCCUCAUCUCCUAUACACGCUCCGUUUUUGUAGAUCCAGGCCAUAUUCCCACUAUGCAUGAGCACGAGAAAGGACCAGCGAAUGAUGUCUCCGACAAUUUUCCAUCCCAAUCCCGACCAGAUAACACGAACGGUCACCGAAAAUGGUGCCGUAAGUGCAAUCUUCCCAAGCCGCCUCGAGCUCACCACUGCCGCACCUGCGGACGCUGCAUCCCGAAAAUGGAUCAUCACUGCCCAUGGACGGCCAACUGCGUCUCACAUACCACAUUUCCCCAUUUUCUCCGCUUCCUCUUCUACGCCGUUGCGUCCCUUGCCUACCUGGCAUCGCUGCUCUGGCCACCCAUCGCGCAUCUCUGGCACAAUCGGAACAUGCCUAGCUACCUGGGACCCAGUAUGCUUCAGCUGGUUCACCUGUUUGCCCUUUGCGUAGGGGACUUUGUGAUGUUAUUUGCGUUGGGCAUCUUGCUAGUAAGGAAUAUCUGGUCGCUGGCAGUCAAUACGACGACCAUCGAAGGUUGGGAAAUCGAACGACAUGCGACGCUAGUGAGGCGGGCCAGGUACUUUGGCGGCUGGUUGGAGGGGCCUGGUGGUGUGCAGGUCAGGAUUGAAAAGCAGGAGUUCCCGUACGAUGUGGGUAUUUGGACGAAUUGUAAGGAGGGGAUGGGGACUGGGAACGUGAGUGCUAUUUCCCUUUCCAUCAUCCAGUCUUCAGAAAAGGGAUAUAUGCCUCUUCCAUACCCAGUGGCGCAUUGCUGUCACAUGGUAUCACGGCCGAGUCUCCCAAGACGUCCCAGUCUUACAUUUCGUUAAGGUAUUAGCCUGGUUCUGGCCAUUGGCUCCUACGCCCCGUAUCAGUACCGGCCUUUCCUACCCUACCAACGGCUUUUCCGAUCUCCCUUGGCCGCCCCCGGACCCAGAUCGCCUACAGCGUACCUGGCAGAAGCCGCAAUCAGAUGGCUCCACUCUGCUUGAUGCCGAUCUCAGUUCCGCAGAAACUGUUGCUGCGUUCAAGAAACGUCAAGAAGAAGAUUUCGCUCGAAGAAAAGGAGGCAGUGGAGUUGUUCGUCGGAAGCCAUUCGUUCAGCGCGUGGAGGGUGCUCAGCAGAGAAUGAGACAGCAGA
This is a messenger RNA of Westerdykella ornata, 1438 nucleotides long. Its product is annotated as zf-DHHC-domain-containing protein. NCBI's taxonomy places the organism in Eukaryota, Fungi, Ascomycota, Dothideomycetes, Pleosporales, Sporormiaceae. The record is from RefSeq and is a predicted model, not a curated record. The transcript has a single exon. Gene Ontology annotation, molecular function: protein-cysteine S-palmitoyltransferase activity. Gene Ontology annotation, biological process: peptidyl-L-cysteine S-palmitoylation; protein targeting to membrane. Gene Ontology annotation, cellular component: endoplasmic reticulum; Golgi apparatus. The coding region runs from base 174 to 1127 and encodes 317 amino acids.